Molecule: messenger RNA, 3092 nt
Organism: Leucoraja erinaceus (little skate)
Lineage: Eukaryota; Metazoa; Chordata; Chondrichthyes; Rajiformes; Rajidae
Product: pituitary adenylate cyclase-activating polypeptide type I receptor-like
Exons: 13
Coding region: 279-1652 (457 amino acids)
Biological process (GO): cell surface receptor signaling pathway; adenylate cyclase-modulating G protein-coupled receptor signaling pathway
Cellular component (GO): plasma membrane
Molecular function (GO): G protein-coupled peptide receptor activity; peptide hormone binding
Source: RefSeq, a predicted model, not a curated record
AGAGGAGGGCGGGCGUCACUGCUGUAGUUGGGAAAAGGUUGCGCUAUAAACCCGCCGGCAGUCGGUGCCUCGACACCUGACCGACUUUUCACGUCUCUGACUCGGGGGAGGCGAGGAAAGGUGGAGGGGGAGAGGAAAGACCUUGGAAAGAAGACUCCCGGACACCAGGACUAGUCUCCCUGUCCCGGCUACUGAUUCACCGUCCCAGCGCUGCCCUGGGUUACACCGAGCAAGGGGGCUCUGACCUUACAAGCGUGCUGCAAAAUACUUUAGGAGCAAUGUCUUUACCCCAGUCGCUGCCGGAAUACAUCGCACACAUCUUUCUGCAUCUUGCACUCUGUGUAACUCUUCAUCAGCCGAUAGCCUCAACGCUGUAUUCAUGCACUGAGUUUGAUGAAUACUGGAUUGUCAAAAGUAAAUGUAACUACACCCAGAUGGAAGACUUCAACAGCACUGACUUCAACAGCACUGACUUCAACAGCACUGACUUCAACAGCACUCCUGGCUGCCCUACCUGGUGGGAUAACAUGAUCUGCUGGCCUGCCAGCUCUGUCGGAGAGGUGGUGAACAGGACCUGCCCCAGCUACCUCCACUUAAAUCACAAUGGUGUUCUGUACCGAACUUGCACAGAGAAUGGAUGGAGUAAGUUAACACCUGGAUUUGAGGAGGCUUGUAAUUUUACGGAUACUAAACAGAAUGCUGCCGAUUUGAACCUGAAACCAGUGUAUACAGCCGGAUAUGCAACAUCCCUGAUUGCUCUGGUUACUGCAAUCAUAAUCUUUACAGUCUUCAGGAAGCUGCAUUGUACCCGGAACUACAUCCACAUGAACCUCUUUCUAUCCUUCAUCCUGCGCUCCAUGUCAGUCAUCAUCAAGGACAUUGUUAUUUUGUCCAGCGAUACCGACUACUGCACCAUGUCCAAGCAGGUGUGUAGAAGUGUCAUUGUCGUCUUUCACUACUGCAUCCUGGCUAACUUCUGGUGGCUCCUGGUGGAAGGACUCUACCUGCAAACCCUGCUCAGCCUUGCCUUCGUCGUGCAUGCCAAGUACUUCUGGUGCUACUGCCUCAUUGGCUGGGGUACACCGACCGUUGUAUUAAUAAUAUGGAUUAUUGCAAAACUGCUCAUGGACGAUGUAGGAUGUUGGGAUAAUGAUCACAACGUGUAUAUCUGGUGGAUUAUAAAAGGUGCCGGGUUGCUUUCAGUUUUAGUUAACUUCCUGAUAUUUCUGAAUAUCAUCCGUAUUCUGAUACAGAAGCUGGGAUCACGAGAUGUCGGAGGGAAAUCACACAGCCAAUUCUCGAGAUUGACAAAAUCAACUCUGCUUCUCAUCCCACUCUUGGGUGUCCAUUACAUUGUGUGUGCCUUUCUCCCCGAUAAUGUGGCAAAGGGGAUAAGAUUCUUUAUCGAGCUCGGUUUGGGAUCGUUUCAGGGGUUUGUCGUGGCUCUGCUGUACUGCUUCCUAAACACGGAGGUCAUGUCGGAGUUGAAGAGGCAGGCGCGACUCUUCUGUCCCGAGGCUUUGCAGGAAUUCACGGCGAGACGCAAGCGCAGCACGUUAGCGGAGAGCACCAGCACCCAGGUGACGCUACUGGAGAAGCUGGGCCAGAGGAGCAAUUUCAUCGAGCACGACGGCCAAAGCCAGUCCCCAUGAGGAGGGCCAGACGGUGGGAGGGGGGCGGGGGAUCUCCUGCCUCGGGUUUGCCGGCGUUACCUACGUCGAGGAGGUGAGAUCGGCGGGUCCAUGGGGCGCUACACCUUUGUGCGGGCCACUUGGGUCUCCAUUUCACCCAACGCAUGGUGGAUGUGGUCGGAACUCUCGCCGGGGGGUGGCGUGGAGAUGUUUGGGAAAGAGCCAUUUCAGGGAAUGUUCAAAGCGCGUUGCUUAUCCCAUAUUUUCCUUACAAAAAGCUUUGUUUGGGCUCCGUAUCGUGUCCCUAGAGUCAUACAGCAUGGAAAGAGGCCCUUCGGCCCCACUUGCCCACACCGACCAACAUGUUCCAUCUACACUGGUCCCACCUGCCUGCAUUUGGCCUAGACCCCUCUUAAACCUGUACUAUCGAUGUACCUGUCCAAAUUGUGAUUUUACAUGCCUCAACUACCUCCUCCAGCAGCUUGCUCCAUACACCCACCACCCUUUGUGUAAAAAAGUUACCCCUCAGGUACCUAUUAAAUCAUCUCACCAUCACCAUAAACCUAUGUCCUCUGGUUCUUGAUUUUUCUACUCUGGGUAAAAGACUGUGCAUUCACCCUUUCUAUUUCUCUCAUGUUUCUGUACACCACUAUAACAUCACCUCAUCCUCCUGCGCUCCAAGGAAUAAAGUCAUAGCCACUCAACCUCCCCCUAUAGCGCAGGCCCUCGAGUUGUGGCAAGAUCCUCGUAAAUCUUCUCUGCACCCUUUCCCGCUUAGCAUUAUCUUUCCUUUAACAGGGUAACCAAAACUGAACGCAGUACUCUAAAUGUGGCCUCUCCAAUGUCGCGUAUAACGAACAUGACCUCUUGACUUCUAUACUCUGUACUCUGACUGAUGAAGGCCAAUGUACCGAAAGCCUUGAUGACCACCCUAUCUACCAUGACACCACCUUCAAGGAACUAUGUACCUGCACUCCUCGAUCUCACUACUUAACAACACUCCCCAGAGUCCUGCCAUUUACUGUGUAGGUUCUGCCCUGGUUAGACUUCUCAAAAUGCAACACCUCACAUUUCUCUGUAUUAAACUUUCAUCAACCAUUCCUCAGCCCACCUGCCCAACCGAUCAAGAUCCUGCUACAAUUUUUAACAACUACUUUCAUUUUCAAUUUUUGACAGCCUUCUUCAUUACAAUACCACCCACUUGUCAAUCAUUCUAGGCAGUUCUAGGCAGUUAUCAGAAAGAUCACUUAAAACCGCCCCAUUGAGUCAAAAACGCCUUUGAUAAAUGCAGAUAUGAAAUUGUUGAGUGCUGUUUAAUUACUCUAUCGCUGUGUGUGUAUAUUGAUUUACCCUGUGAUGUAAAUACUGUAAGUUGAUUCUUAAUGAUGUAAUUUCUAAGAACUAAUCUAUAAACUGUCAAAUAAAUAUGCCUGUGGCAAUGGACCUUUUGUUUGUUUUUUC